UCUUUUUUCUCUUCUGGUCUAUCAGGUACAGUUUCCAUUUGAAGAAUACGUGUAAAAUAACUGGAUUUCGUUGUACCAGAUGCUGUCUGUUUUGUUUUCACUGGUUUUUCUUCUGAUUGUACAUCUUUAUCAACAGUUUUACAAAUACAUUGUAUCUUUUUAUCACAUUUAACAGAUUUUGGUAAAUUAUCAUCUGUUUGUGUGGUUUCAGUUAUUGAGGUCAUUAGUUUGCCUUUUUUGAUGUUUCUACCUGUCCACCAACUUCGAAUGAAGAUACUUGUAGUUUUUUAUUUUUCACUUGUACAUGUGAUGCUUUAGUUUCAAUCGGUCGAGUCUCUUGAGUCUCUGCAUCGACUGUAUCACUUGAUUUGAUAAGAUUACUCACUUGAAUUGCAACGCUUGUAGAUAAAUAAGGGGAUAAUCAUGAUGAUAUGGUUUUUCAUCUGCUACAGUUUGACAUGAAAUUUCUUUGAGUGUAGAAAAUGAAGAACCAUAUUGCAAUUUUUUCUCAAAUUGUUGAGCAGUUAUUUUCACUUGACAUUCUUGAUCUAUUUUUAUCUUUGGUAUUAUUUGUGAAGUAUUUUCAAUAUUGGAAAUUGAAGAAUGAAUCAUAUAUGGAUGUACUGAUGGUGAAGUGGCUGUCUUAUCAACCUGUUUCAUACCAACAUCUUGAUAUUCAUGUGUUACGGUCUGUGUUUCUGAAGAAAUCAUAUUUGUUGCAAAAGGUCUUGGUGAUGAUGAAGAGAUUAGAUUUACUUGGAAUUUCUUGUUUCGUUGAUCUGGGCGUUGUAUAUGAAAUGAAGAUCAAAGACCAAAUGAACACAUAUCGAUUUGUGACCUUCUCUAGAAGCCACACUUAUUUUAUAUGGUUUGUUAACGCCACAUGGUAUCAAGCUAAAAUCCAAUAGUCAGUAUUGUAUAUAUUUAACCACUUUUCAGUGGAAGUUCAUUAUCACCUAUAAUCAAGGAUGCAUGUCAUCACCAUCACAACAACCAUCAUGACUUUUAACCUGCUUGAUAAAUCUC
Molecule: messenger RNA, 1026 nt
Organism: Heterobilharzia americana
Lineage: Eukaryota; Metazoa; Platyhelminthes; Trematoda; Strigeidida; Schistosomatidae
Source: the annotation of a GenBank genome assembly